This is a messenger RNA of Aethalodelphis obliquidens (Pacific white-sided dolphin), 2754 nucleotides long. It is a transcript of the gene TERF2, whose product is annotated as telomeric repeat binding factor 2. Gene Ontology annotation, molecular function: telomerase activity; G-rich strand telomeric DNA binding; protein homodimerization activity. The coding region runs from base 16 to 1764 and encodes 582 amino acids. The record is from RefSeq and is a predicted model, not a curated record. Gene Ontology annotation, biological process: protection from non-homologous end joining at telomere; telomeric loop formation; protein localization to chromosome, telomeric region. Gene Ontology annotation, cellular component: chromosome, telomeric region; shelterin complex; nucleus. The transcript is spliced from 10 exons. NCBI's taxonomy places the organism in Eukaryota, Metazoa, Chordata, Mammalia, Artiodactyla, Delphinidae.
ACCCAUCUGAGCAGCAUGGACUUCAAGUCCCAGCAGGCAUUGCGGCCGGCACACCGGGAACUACGGGGUCCAAGAGGAAAGCUGGGAGCGACCGGUCCUUGCCCUCCCAGAAGCCCGCGGGCGGCUCGGAACGCCGUCCGUAUCAUGGCCGCGGGAGCCGGGACGGCUGGCUCCGCUUCCGGCCCGGGCGUUGUGCGUGACCCGGCGGCGUCACAGUCGAAGAAGCGUCCCGGCAGGGAGGGCGCGCAGCGAUCGGACGCGAUGGCGGGAGGAGGCGGGAGCAGCGACAGCAGCGGGAGGGCUGCAGGCAGGCGGGCGUCCCGCAGUGGCGGGCGGGCUCGGCGGGGGCGCCACGCACCGAGGCUGGGGGGCUCCGCGGAGCGGGGCGCGGGGGAGGCGCGGCUGGAGGAGGCAGUCAACCGCUGGGUGCUCAAGUUCUACUUCCACGAGGCGCUGCGGGCCUUUCGGGGUAGCCGGUACGGGGACUUCAGGCAGAUCCGGGACAUCAUGCAGGCUUUGCUUGUCAGGCCCUUGGGGAAGGAGCAUACCGUGUCUCGGCUGCUGCGGGUUAUGCAGUGUCUGUCGCGCAUUGAAGAAGGAGAAAAUUUAGACUGUUCCUUUGAUAUGGAGGCUGAGCUCACACCACUGGAAUCAGCUAUCAAUGUGCUGGAGAUGAUUAAAACGGAAUUUACACUGACAGAGGCAGUGGUCGAAUCCAGUAGAAAACUGGUCAAGGAGGCUGCAGUCAUUAUUUGUAUCAAAAACAAAGAAUUUGAAAAGGCUUCAAAAAUUUUGAAAAAACAUAUGUCCAAGGACCCCACAACUCAGAAGCUGAGAAAUGAUCUCCUGAACAUUAUCCGUGAAAAGAACUUGGCCCACCCUGUUAUCCAGAACUUUUCCUACGAAACCUUCCAGCAGAAGAUGCUGCGCUUCCUGGAGAGUCACCUGGAUGAUGCAGAGCCCUACCUCCUCACGAUGGCCAAAAAGGCUUUGAAAUCUGAGUCUUCCACCUCAACCACAGUGAAGGAAGAUAAACAGCCAGCACCAGAGCCUGUUGAAAAGCCACUCAGAGAACCUGCCAGGCAGCUACAGAACACUCCAACCACCAUUGGAAUUACGGCUCUGAAAGCAGCUUUCAAGACUCUGUCCAGUGCACAAGAUUCUGAGGCAGUCUUCUCAAAACUGGACCAGAAAGAUAUGGUAUUUCCUAAUAAAGUGUGCCCACCAUCACCAGCCCUCAAAAACAAGAGACCGAGAAAAGAUGAAAACGAAAGUUCAGCCCCUGCUGAGGGUGAGGGUGGCUCUGAACUGCAGCCCAAGAACAAGCGCAUGACAAUAAGCCGAUUGGUUUUGGAGGAGGACAGCCAGAGCACUGAGCCCAGCGCAGGCCUCGACUCCUCCCAGGAAGUCAUUCCUGCUUCACCAUCCAAGCCCACCAUCCUCAACCAACCCCUCCCUGGGGAGAAGAAUCCCAAAGUACCCAAAGGCAAGUGGAACAACUCUAAUGGGGUUGAAGAAAAAGAGACUUGGGUAGAAGAGGACGAACUGUUUCAAGUUCAGGCAGCACCAGAUGAAGAGAGUACAACCAAUAUAACAAGAAAGCAGAAGUGGACUGUAGAGGAAAGCGAGUGGGUCAAGGCUGGAGUGCAGAAGUACGGGGAAGGAAACUGGGCCGCCAUUUCUAAAAACUACCCAUUUGUUAACCGAACAGCUGUGAUGAUUAAGGAUCGCUGGCGGACCAUGAAAAGACUUGGCAUGAACUGAAACAGGCCUUCAUUUCCACAGAAUUCACAGGAGCAUGGUUCCUAAUAAUAGCCCCUGGUAGUCUGCUGUUUCUUUCAGAAGCUGGGCUGGGAUGAGAAUUUUGGGCAUCUUCCUCCCAUGUGGGGGAGGUUCCAGUUCCACUUCAUCACAGUUGGAGAUCAUGGAGCUGAGAAACAAAGCCAAGUCCACCCCAUGUCCUUGACAGAGAUGACAGGCACAUAGCUUGUACAGUGCCAGAAUACCAUUAGUAUUUCCCUUCUUUAGUGGUUUGCUUGAAUUUAAAUCCCUGGUAAUCAGUAGAACCUUCUCCUAGGAAAUGGUGGAGUCUGUUAGGAGUCACUUUUGACUCCAUGACCUGUUAAAACCAGCAACAUGAGCAUUACUUGGAGCGAACUUGUUCCAGGUAAAGCUUUGGCCUUCUGAUGCACAUGCAAAGGAACUUCAUCUGUCAUGAGCCCAGGUUGAUGAGAAACCAGUCCUGGUGGAAUCAGAGUCCCUUUAAAAAUUGUUUAGCCAGUUGUGACAUCAACUCCUAGACGUGACUGCCUUGGCAUUUGCUCUAUUUGCUGGGCUAUGUAGGCAGGUUUAACCUCCACUUCUCACGUGGUUGAACCAGUGUGUUUUUUGGUAAAAUGGUGAUUGUAGAUAAGCUUAGCCCCUCUCCCCAUCCUCUCUUCCCAAUUCCCUUCUUUAUGCUGGACUUUUAAAGCUUAAAAAAAUCCUGAUUGAGUAUAAAUGCCUAAUUCCAUUCUUUGUGAAAUGGUUGCUUCCGCCUGAUUCCCUAAUUGUGCUGUGUUAGUGUCUUGCACUGGAAUUCAACAUUCCCUUCUCCUUUUGUACUGUGUUGUGCUUGCUGUCUCUCAGACAUCCUUAAAGACUGUCUUUUUAGGAAAAAAGAAUUUCAGUAAAGUGUUUUCUGUAAUUUUUUUAAAAUGAGAAUUAUUGUCCAUAACUUGUAGCAUUCUUCAUUAAAGUCUUGCUUCUCUCAAA